Parasteatoda tepidariorum (common house spider) is the source of this 1053-nucleotide messenger RNA. The record is from RefSeq and is a predicted model, not a curated record. Lineage: Eukaryota; Metazoa; Arthropoda; Arachnida; Araneae; Theridiidae.
AUGCAAGUCUUAGACCAACCAACCAUUUGUGGAGUGAUACCAAGAACAAAUGAUGUAUCUUGUUUAAAAGAGUUAAAAGAAUUGGGAAUCCAGAUAACAGACUGUGGUAAAGGUAGACCUCCUAUUGAGCUCCUAAUUGGAGCAGAUAUUGCAGGCAAAUUGUAUACAGGUCAAACGCAAGUUUUAAAAUGUGGUCUUGUUGCUGUGCAGACGCACUUAGGUUGGACUAUCAUGGGAAGGUCUGAAAAUCGUAAUUCCAAAGACAACACUAUAACAUCGCUAGUUUUACAAAGCCAUACUAUAGAAAAUCUUUGGAAACUGGAAGCGAUAGGAAUUGGAGAUCCUUGUGGAGAUGGGCGCUAUGAAAUUAGUUUUCCUUGGAUGCAAAGUCCCGACGAAUUACCAAGUAACCCCGAACUUGCAGAAAAACGAUUAUUGUCCACUUCUUGGAAACUCAGUAAAGCUGGAAAGAUAAAAGAUUAUAAUGCUGUGUUCCAAGAAUGGUUGCAAUGCGGAAUAAUUGAAGAAUGUUCAGAAGGGCCAGGUCACUAUUUGCCACAUCAUGCAGUGUUCAAACCAACUUCCACUACCACACCUGUUAGACCCGUUUUUGAGGCCUCGUACAAGUCGAAGGGAAAUAUUUCGUUAAAUGACUGCCUAAUGAAAUUUCCAAAUUUGCUCGAAGACAUCCCAACUGCUCUUCUUAGAUUCAGACAGAAAAAAUUGGAAUUGUUGAAGAAGGCGUUUUUGCAAAUUUCAGUAGCAGAAGAGGAUCGCAAGUAUUUGAAAUUCUUAUGGUGGGCAGAUGAAGAAAAAAGUCUAUUAAGAUUCAUUUGCAUUUCUCCAUAUCAAGAUGUUUCAGAGACACUUAAAUCUGCUUACUAUGUGGAUAACUGUGUUGCUUCAGUUAGUUCUGAAAAUGAAUUACAAAGAUUUGUAAAAGUGUCUACAGAGAUCAUGGCCAAAGGAAAGUUUGAGUUGAGAGGAUGGGAAUAUUCUGCUGUUAAACGUUCAAGUGUUCCUAUGGUCUCAUCACAAGUUUUAGGUUCAUAA